AUGCACACAUUUAUCAUAUCGAAUUUAGAGUUAGAAUCGCUUGAUGUGCAAAUGUUCAGUAAUGCAAAUAAUGUUAGCAAUUUAAUUGUGUCGCAAAAUUCACUGAAAGAAAUUCCAGCAUUAUUAUUGGUCAAUGCAAAACGACUCAAGUAUGCUGAUUUUUCCAAUAAUUCAAUUAAACAUAUCUUUCGUUUUGCAUUCAUGGGUGUCAACAGUCUUGAGGUAUUAGAUCUAUCGCGAAAUGCAAUUUCAACAAUCGAUAGUGACGCUUUCAUCGAUCUAAGAAAUUUAAAAUCACUAAAUCUGUCAUACAAUGAAAUUAGGAAAAUUUAUCCACAAACCUUUAAUGUGUUCAAUUUAUUGGCACUAGAUUUAUCGAACAAUAAAGUGCAUUAUUUAGAUAAGAGCACAUUCAACUAUACCAAUUUCGUCAAUUUGAAACACUUAAAUCUAUCCGAGAAUUCAAUUAGCGAUUUAGCAGUCGGGAUAUUUUCGUUUAUGCCGAACCUGGAAUAUUUGAAUUUGCGACGAACCAAUUUAUCAGACAUCAAAUUUGGAACAUUUUCACAUCAACAUAAAUUGAUUUUAUUGGAUUUAUCCGAAAAUAAUUUAAAGAAAUUGGACUUCAGUCUGUUCAUGCCGAUCAUGCACGAUCUUCAAUCACUCGAGUUGGACGGAAAUCAACUGAUCGAUUUGGAUGGCUUUUCAAAUUCACUUUUUCCACAAUUGCGGACUCUGGACAUCAAACAUAAUAAUUUCAAUUGUUCGCAUUUGAUAAAAUUCAUGAAAUCGGUGAACUGGGAAAAGAUUCGCAUUCCGAUUGAAGCAAAUUCGGUUAAAUCCGGCGAAACAAGUAUUCGGGGUGUAAAGUGCAGAGACAUGAAUCGUCCAGAGUUACCCGAAGGAACCAGUAACGAUAUUUCAACGGCAAACAAAUCAACGUUAGAUGCGAACUUAUCCACUUGGAAUCGGAACUUCCAUAUAAAACGUAAUUUCUUCACACAUUUCCCGAAUGUGCACACAAUAAACCUAUCAAAUGUUGGCUUGGAAUCGCUGCAGAAAGAAAUAUUCAACGAAGCAACAAAUGUGUCUAAAUUGAUAUUAUCAAAAAAUCACUUGACUGAAAUUCCGACGCUGGUAUUUAUCAACGCGAAAAAUCUAACAUUCGCUAAUUUUUCGGAAAAUCAAAUAAUGCGCAUCGAUUCGUUAGCGUUUGCGGGUGCAAAUAAACUCCAAACACUUGAUCUUUCCAAUAACGAUCUCCGAGCAUUGGAUGAAGUGUUCAUUGGACUUUCGGGCUUGAGGAUGCUUAAUUUAUCGUAUAAUAAAUUGAGUGGUCUGAGUUCGCGUAAUUUUUCGACAUGCAAAUUAUGGGAACUGGAUGUGUCACACAAUAAUAUAAGCAUGAUCAAAGAACACGCUUUCGACGAAUUGAGUGAUUUAAGAUUACUGAAUUUAUCGUUUAAUCCAGUCGGCGAUUUAACAUCGGACAGAUUUACUUAUCUCCUGAAUUUGGAGCAUUUGAACUUGAAACGCACAAAUUUAUCGACCAUUGAACGUGGAGCAUUGUCACAUCAGCAUAAAUUGAUUUCAUUGGAUUUAUCGGAAAAUAAUUUGAAAAUAUUCGAUUUCAAGCUAUUUUUCCCGAUUCAACAUGAUCUGCGUGCACUUUAUUUGGGCGGAAAUCAACUAUCGCAUUUGAAUGGCUUUCGGAAUACUUUGUUUCCGCAGUUGACUUUAUUUGAUAUCAAUAAUAACAAAUACAACUGCAGAUAUUUGGAGCACUUCAUGGAGUCCAUUAAUUGGGAAAAGAUUCGUUUUUUGGUUGACUUAAAAUCAAUUAAUCCACAGGGCAUGAACAUUCGGGGAAUCAAUUGUGAAGCGACUGGACAUGACGAGUCUACCGAUGCAGAUUCACCAGAAAGUUCGCAAGAUAACGGUUUUAUAAAACUUAUCUUGGGUUUUAUUUGCAUAAUAAUGCUGGCAUAUUUGAUCAUACGAAAUCACGACAGAAUCUAUACCCGAAAUUGAUCUUUUCACAAAAUAGCGAACA
Messenger RNA from Contarinia nasturtii (swede midge), 2053 nucleotides. Its product is annotated as leucine-rich repeat-containing protein 15-like. The transcript is spliced from 3 exons. NCBI's taxonomy places the organism in Eukaryota, Metazoa, Arthropoda, Insecta, Diptera, Cecidomyiidae. Bases 1 to 2031 code for a protein of 676 amino acids. Gene Ontology annotation, molecular function: protein binding. The record is from RefSeq and is a predicted model, not a curated record.